This is a messenger RNA of Phasianus colchicus (ring-necked pheasant), 5269 nucleotides long. Lineage: Eukaryota; Metazoa; Chordata; Aves; Galliformes; Phasianidae. The record is from RefSeq and is a predicted model, not a curated record.
ACCGAACCCAAAGAGCACAGCCGGCACGGAGCGGGGCCGGUUCGGCGGUGGGGAGCGGGGCAGCGCGGGGAGCGGGAUCUGCUGUGCGGGGCGGGGUGCGGGGCUGUCCUGGUGCGGGGUUUGGGGCUCCGUUGGUGCGGGGUUUGGGCUCUCUGGGUGCGCGGUUCGGGGCUUUCCUGCUGCUGGAUUUGGGACUUUCUCGGUGCAGGGUUUGAGUUCUCCCUGUGCGGGUUCGGAGCUGCCCCAGUGCGGGAUUUGGGGCUGUCCCGGUGUUUGGGUUCUCCUGGUGUACAGUUUGAGUUUUCCCAGUGCAGUUUUUGGCUUCUCCUGGUAAAGAAUUUGAGGCUUCCUAGCGCUGGGCUUGGUGCAUGGCUUGAGUUCUCCCUGUGCAGGAUUUGGGCUCUCCUGGUGUGGGGUUUGUCCUGUCUCAGUGCAGGAUUGGGGCUCUCCUGGUGUGGGGUUGAGGCUUUCUCACUGCAGGAUUUGGUGCUUCCUCAGUGUGGCUUUGGGGGUCUCUCGGUGCAGGACUCAGACCCCCAUGGUGCAGGGUUUAGAGCUCUCCCAGUGCAGAUUUUAGGGCACCCAUGUGGGGUUUGGGCUCUGCUGGUGUAGGGUUCAGGCUGUUCUGGUGCAAGAUUUGGGCUCUCCUGUGCAGGAUUUUGGGCCUUCCCUGGUGUGGGGUUUGUUCUGUCCCAGUGCAAGGUUUGGGCUCUCCUGAUGUGGGAUUUGGGGCUCUCCUGGUGUGGGGUUCGGUCUUUCACAGUGCAGGGUUUGGUGCUUUCUCAGUGUGGCUUUGGGGUUCUCUUGGUGCAGGAUUCAGACCCCCAUGCGGGGUGCAGGGUUUGGAGCUCUCCCAGUGCAGGAUUUGGCCUCUCCUGGUAAACAAUUGGAGUUCUCUCAGUGCAGGCUUUGGGGCUGCCCCGGUGCGAGGUUUGGCCUUCCUCACUGCAGGAUUUGACGCUUUCUCACCACGCCUUUGGGGUUCCCUUGGUGCAGGAUUUGGUGCUUUCCCUGCGCUCCCUUUGCGCAGCGCAGAUUUCGGUGCUCAGCAUCACCCCGAUUCCUCCACAUCCCAUGGCAGCUCACGGAGCCGGCAGCUGCUGGCAGGAUCCUCUGGCGGUGGAAGGCACGAUGUGCCGCCCGGUGUGCGGGACGCGGUGCGGGCGGGCGCUGAGCGUGGUGUUCGUGCCGAGCUGCCAGCCGGCUCCGUGCCCGGCGCUGCGCUCCCUGCGGGCCGCCUGCCGCCAGCUGCGGGGCCGGAUGCGCACCGUGCCGUUCGGCCGCCUGGCGCUGGGGGACACCGCAGCCCUGGAUCUCUUCUAUAACGCAGAUGUGGCCGUGGUGGAGCUGAGUGAUGCCGUCUGCCAGCCCUCGCUCUUCUACCACUUGGGGGUCCGUGAGAGCUUCGAUAUGUCCCACAACGUGCUGCUCUGCUGCCACACGGUGCUGCCUGCCCUGCGGGCCCUGCAGGAGGACAUCUGCCAGAAGAACUCGGACCUGUGUGGCAGUUAUACCUUCAUCCCCUACACGGUGACGGCGCAGGGAGAGGUGCUGUGCUGUGAGAACAGCACUGAGCAGUGCCCCACUGAGCUCCCCCAGCCCAGCUGCGACACGGAGCCAUUCGCCCCACUGACAGCACGGCUCAUCCGCCUGCUGGAGGCCAUCCCCACCAACUCCUGUGGGUAUUUUCGGGAGACCCUCCGCCGUGACAUCCGCCGGGUGCGGGAGCUGUUCCGGGGCGAGCAGCUGAGCCGUGAGCUGAGGAGCAUCCAGCAGCGCCUGGACAGCGUGGAGCUGCUCAGCCUGGACAUCGUGGUCAGCCUGCUGCUGUCCUACCGCGAUGCGCAGGAUUACGACUCCAUCAUCUCUCUGGUGGACACCUUGCACUCCCUGCCUACCUGCGACGUGGCCGAGCAGCCCCACGUCCGCUUCCAUUACGCCUUUGCCCUCAGUCGGCGUAACCGUGCUGGGGACCGUGAGAAGGCUCUGUCAGUGCUGCUGCCUGCCGUGCAGCACCGAGACACGGCGGCACCCGACCUGCUCUGCCUCUGUGGCCGCAUCUACAAAGAUAUGUUCAUCAGCUCUGGCCUCAUUGACACAGAGAUGCGGGACCGAGCGCUGUACUGGUACAGCAAAGCCUUUGAGCUGGAGCCCAGCCUCCACGCGGGCAUCAACGCUGCCGUCCUCCUCGUCGCCUCCGGCCAUCGCUUCGACACCUCGCUGCGGCUGCAGCAGAUCGGCGUGAAGCUGAGCUGCCUGCAGGGCCGUAAGGGCAGCCUGGAGGAGCUGCGGCACUACUGGGACGUGGGCUUCUGCCUGGGGGCCGGAAUCUUGGCCAACGACCUGGGCAAAGUCAUCCAGGCCUCCGAGAAGCUCUACAAGCUCAACGCACCAGGAUGGUACCUGGUGUCCGUCAUGGAGACGUUCCUGCUCUACAAACACUUCCAGGAGAGCCCAGCGGUGCCAUCUGCCCGGCAGGAGCUGGUUGACUUCUGGCUGGGCUUCCUCCUCACCUCCUGCCAACCCUUCGUGCCUGAGCCGUGCUGCCCGGUGGGGAGCAGCCCUGGGGACCUGGGGACAGGUGGGGGGACACGGGGUGACCGUUUGUGGUGGCUGCAGGUCCUCAUCCUGGAGCAUGGCAAGGUGCUGCAGCCGGCGCGGCUGGCGGUGCGCAGUGCAGCAGAGGAGCCCGCUGUGAUGCUCACCCUCGUGUGCCCCACGGAGGAGAAAGCGGCGUCGAGCUGGGAGUUCCCACCUGCAGCCAUCCGGGGCGUCAGCAUCUGCAAGAGCGACGAGCGGGGCUGCUUUCUCUACGUGGUGCACACAGAGGAGGACUUCCAGCUGUACUUCCCCUCCCAGCAGCACUGCCAGUGGUUCUGUGAGUGGGUCCAAUCCUUCCUGGUGGAGCAGGGCGGUGAGGAGCUGCCCAGCAGCACGCAGCCCAUCCUGGAGUACAGCUAUGAGUGCACCGAGUCGGGUGAGCGUGUGGUCCUGGGCAGGGGCACUUAUGGGGUCGUCUACGCCGGGCGCUGCCUCGGCACCCAAGUGAGGAUCGCCAUCAAGGAGAUCCCAGAGCGGGACAGCCGCUACUCGCAGCCCUUGCACGAGGAGCUGGCCUUGCACAAGCGCCUGCGGCACAGGAACAUCGUGCGCUACCUGGGCUCCAUCAGCCAGGAUGGCUUCAUCAAGAUCUUCAUGGAGGAGGUGCCCGGAGGGAGCCUCUCUUCCCUGCUGCGCUCCAAGUGGGGUCCCCUGAAGGACAACGAGCCCACCAUCAUCUUCUACACCCGCCAGAUCCUCAACGGGCUCAGUUACCUCCACGACAACCACAUCGUGCACCGGGACAUCAAGGGUGACAAUGUCCUCAUCAACACAUACAGCGGCGUGCUGAAGAUCUCCGACUUCGGCACCUCCAAGCGGCUGGCGGGCAUCAGCCCCAGCGCCGGCAGCUUCACGGGUAGGAGAGGAGUGGGGGAGAGGGGCUGUGGGGCAUCACGGUGGGCUUCAUUCCUCCCACCACCUCCCCCAGGCACCCUGCAGUACAUGGCCCCCGAAAUCAUCGACCAAGGGCCGUGGGGCUAUGGGAAGCCAGCAGAUAUCUGGUCCUUGGGCUGCACCGUCAUCGAGAUGGCCACGGGCAGACCGCCCUUCUACGAGCUGGGCAGCCCCCAGGCAGCGAUGUUCAAGGUGGGCAUGUUCAAGGCACACCCAGAGGUGCCCAGCUCCAUGUCGGAUGAGGCCAAGGCUUUCAUCCUGCGCUGCUUCGAGGCUGACCCAGCCAUGAGGGCAACAGCAUCUGCAUUGCUGCAGGACCCGUUCCUGGCUGGUGCCAGGCGUGCCGGCAGCCAGAGGGUGCCCACAGCGAGGGGUGGUUCACCCCGCUGGGAGCGCCGCGAUGGGGACGCAGUGGGGACCGACAGCACCGAGGGAUGUCCUGCCAUUGGGGUUGGGGUGGGGGGCGCAGCGGGCGGCACCCCGCUCCCACACCACCACGGUGAGGCAGCGUCAGGCCACAGCAGCACCAGCUCCGACCUCACCCUGCGCUCAUCCUCACCCGAGGAGAGCGGGGACAGCUUCGUGCUGCAGAAGGACAUCCAGCACCGCACCACCCUGCUGUGCAUCCUCAGAGCCGAGGCACCGGGCAUCACUGCUGCCCUGCAGGAGAGCCAGAGCGCGGUGGGACCACGGCUGAGCUCGGAGCACAUCGCCCAGCUGCUGAGCUGCCUGCAGAGCUACAUCCAGAGCCCCCAGCAGCCCCAGCUGCGCCACGACCUCCUGCAGCUGCAGGCACGGCUGAGGGAGGAUGGGAUCGGUGUGCAGCGACUGCAGGCACCACUGCUCCACUUCCAGGCUGUGGUGACACGGGUGUUGCGCCAGCACCACAUCAGGCCUCACUGGGUGUUUGCUCUGGACGCUGCCAUCAGCCAGGCAGUGCAGGCAGCUCUGGCGGUGCUGCUGACAGAGCUGCAGGAGGAUGGAUCCAAGGGUGACAGCCCCACGGAGAGCAGUGCCAGCCAGAGGUGCUCAGUGCUGCUGGCACAGCUCCGCCGCCUCCGCGCACAGACGGGCAGGCUUCUCCGGCAGCUGGCUGAGAAGGAGCAGGAGUGGCAGCAGUUGGCACGGCAGGCGCUUUGCUCGGUGGACACCACGCACCCCAAUCUCCCCCCACACCGUGGUGAGCAGGGACACAGCGGGGGUGACACCGCCGUGGGGCAGGGACCCUCCGCCUCAUCCCUUGAGUGCAGCCCCGGGGCCCAGGCUGACCCACUGCUCCUGGAGUGGCUGCAGCAGCACGGCACAGACCCAACCACCACAGCCACGCUCCUGACGCACGGCUUCACCCUGCGGGACCUGCUGGGCAGCGCCACCUGCGACGACCUCUUCUACACCGGGAUGAGGUGCCCACCAGGGUUGGGAGGUGGGACAUGGGGUGACAGAUCCCUGUGCCCCCCCCCCUCCAGCCCCAUAUCCACCCCUCCAACAGGCGCGGCUCGGCGUAUCGCCUGUGGGCAGCCAUCGUGCAGCACCGCAGGGAUCACGGCUGCGGAACAGACAGGGGGGGAACGCAAUAAACACCAUCCAGGAGAGAGCGUGCCGUGCUUCAUUGCAACCCAAGGGACAGCGUGGGCACGGCCCCAUAUGCGUGGGGCACAUCCCAAACCUCCCACCCCCUCCGUCUCCAUGCCGGGGGUCUCGCUGUGCUCACGGUGCGGUGCGGGGCACCAGGUCGGUGCGCAGCGGUAGCAGCGCUUCCACCCAGCGCCCGGAA